CGUGGGACGACCGCGAACUUUUAAAAUAAAAAUAUUAAAUAUAUAAGAUAAUGAAAAUAUGAUAUAUUAUUCAUGGACUCUGAUAAAAGCUCUCGCUUCUCAUGGGGAAAUGAAGUUUUAUCGGGGAAACCUCACUCAAACUCGAGAUGUCGUCGAUCGAGUAAAUCAAAAACAAAAUACACAUCUUGUUAUAUUGGCCAACAGGUAAUAUGUAUUGGAGAUGAUGUAAUUGUUGAAACUGAAAAUGAUGAUGAAGCUGUAGGUCUUCUCAUUGAUUUAUAUAAUGAUUCACACGAGAAUGAACAAUGUAGAGCUGUUGUACAUUGGUAUUUUAAAAAACAUGAACUUCCAUCACAACUAUCUGAGAAAGUUAAAAAUUCAUCACAUGAGAAUGAGCUGUUUUGGUUGGAAAAUGGCAACAGAAACAUAUCGAAAAUAAUUGAAAAUAUUGAUGCUGAAACAAUAAGAGAAAGAUGUUUUGUGAGAAUCUUGUCAACUCCCAACACAUCUGUAUCGAACUUUGGUGGAAAGUAUUUUAUAAAGUUUGGAUUCUCCCUUGACAAGAUGAUCAUUUCAAGUAGAAAUUUGAUUGAUCAUGUUGAGUCAACUAAAAAAUCUGUGUUGAGAAUUUUAAAUGAGGAAACAAGAACAGAAUAUGAAUGGCAUGAAGUAGAAAAAAAUUGUCCUUCACAGACGUCAAGUAGAAAACGUAAAGCAAGUAAAAGUUCACAGGACGAAACAGAAGUUAAAAGCAAAUACAAAAAAAGUUUAUCCAACUCAAAACAUCAGGCCAAUUUUGACACAUUGGAAGUUGUUUUGUUGUUGUCUGACUCUAAAGAACAUGCAGGAAAUUCAGAAAGAAAGUCCUUUACUAAGAAAACAGAAUCGAACAAAAGCAUCCCUUUAAAAGGACUAUGCAGUACAAAAGCAGCAACUGUGUCAAGAAAAGAAACAAAGACCUCCAUUAAUAAAAAAGGUAUUGGUACUAGAAAAAGUAUCAUACAUGGUAACGAUGAUCUUUAUACUCGAACUAAAAAUAUAAGAAAUGAAAAACAAGUAGAAUCAAGUGGAAGUGAAUAUGUAGAGUCUGAAAACGAAGCAGAAUCAAGUGGAAGCAAAUGUACAACAUUUACUAAAAGACCAGGCGUCGAAAGAGAGACAGAUGUGUCAAAGGAAAAAACUAAGACUUCCAUUAAAGAUACGAAAAAUAUUGCCACAAGAAAAGGGAACAGAAAAAGGGACAAUGAAGAUAAAACUCGAAGAAAUCGCUCGAAAAAUUCAAGAAACGAAAAAAAAUCAGAAUCAAGUGUAGGCAAAAUAGUAGCAUCUGAAAACGACCUGGAAUCAAGUGGAAGUAAUUUUACAACGUUAAAUAAAGGACUAAGCGAUAAAAGAGAGACAUACGUGUCAAAGAAAAAAACUAAGACCUCCAGUAAAGAUAACAAAAAUGUUGCCACUAGAAAAGGAAACAAGAGAAAUAGUAAGAGUGAAAAUAAAAAUCGAAGAACUCCUUCAACUCCAAGAACUUCUUCAACUCCAAGAACUUCUUCAACUCAAAGAACUCGUUCAACUCGUUCUUCUAAAAAUGUAAGAGAUGAAGAAGAAACAGGAUCAAGUGGAAGUGAAUUUAUAAUAUCUGAAAAUGAAGUAGAAUCAAGUGGAAGUGAGGCUUUACCAUCAGAAGAGUCUGAUGAUGAAAUCGUUCAUGUGCAAAGCGUGCGAAGAAAAUCGUCAAGAACUCCAGUUCGCUUGACGGAAGCAAAACCAAAAUUAGCACUCUCUACACCUAGACGAGGCGUAAAAACUUCAUGUAAGACACCAUCAUCGAAAAGCAAAGAUCGAUUAUCAGUUGCGACUCCACGUAUUCCUAUGAGAGAUAAAAGUUGUAAAACACCAAAAACACCUUUGCAAAAAGCAAGAGCAAGUUUACAUGUCUCAGCUGUGCCAAAAUCUUUGCCGUGUCGAGAACAACAAUUUGAUGAUAUUUUGUCUUUUUUGGAAGGAAAGUUGGACGACAAAACUGGAGGUUGUAUGUAUAUUUCCGGAGUACCAGGUACAGGAAAAACUGCAACAGUUCAUGAAGUUAUUCGUUAUUUGGAGAAAAUGAGGGAAAAUGGUGAAGUGAAUUAUUUCAAGUUUCUUGAAAUCAAUGGAAUGAAAGUUACACAACCAAAUCAAGUAUAUGUCAUCUUUCAUAAGUUUCUAACGGAAGAAAAAGUGACGGCCGAUCAUGCUAUGGCAUUACUGGAAAAAUAUUUCAAUAAUUCUACGACGCGUAAAAAUCAUGUGAUUCUCUUGGUUGAUGAGCUUGAUCAGCUAUGGACACGAAAACAAGACGUUAUGUAUCAUUUGUUUGAUUGGCCUGCGCGAAGAAAUUCAAAACUCAUCGUCAUCGCGAUUGCUAACACGAUGGAUCUACCAGAGAGAAUGAUGGUUAAUCGUGUGUCCAGUAGACUAGGCUUGACAAGAAUGACUUUUCAACCGUACUCGUUUUCACAACUCCAAGAGAUUGUCAUGUCUAGAAUCAAAGAAAAUGACGCAUUUGAACCAGAUGCCGUUCAACUUGUCGCCAGAAAAGUGGCUGCGUUAUCUGGAGACGCUAGAAGAUGCUUGGAUAUUUGUCGUCGUGCAGUUGAAAUCAGUGAAGUAGAAACACAAAACAAUAGAAAACAACAAUUGGUAGGACUCUCUCAUGUCGAGAAAGCACUCAACGAGAUGUUUUCAUCUCCUAAAAUUGUCGCAAUGAGAAAUUUAUCAAAAAUGGAAGGUUACAUGUUGAAGUCAGUAUUGGCAGAAUUCAAAAGAAAUGGCUUAGAAGAAGCUUUAUUUUCGGGUGUUUACUCACAAUUGGUCGAGUUAUGUCGCCUUCAUGGAAUAUCUGCACCAGUCACCUCUAUGGCUUCCACAAUCUGUCAACGUUUAAAUGCAAUGAAACUUUUACUGGUGGAUUCUGGGAGAUGUGACAUAAAACAAAGAAUCAGAUUAAAUGUUAACAAAGAAGAUAUUCUGUUUGCAUUAAAGACCGCAAAAACCGAAUAACACAAAUAGAAUUCAUAAAAAAUCCAAUAUAGGUAAACGAAUUGAAUGCCAUUCAAAUGGAGAAAACAAGAAUCAUAACAUCAUACCAGUUUGAGCUUUUGCACAAUCUAUUAAUUUUGUAUUUAUAUCGAGCAAUUUAUCUACCUUCGACGAAAUUCUGCAUGUUUAAACAUUUAGAGUAAAUAAUGAUUAUACGCCAUGAAGAAAAUAAAUGUAAAUAUUGCCAUUUCUUGUGGUACUACACUGUA
Messenger RNA from Xenia sp. Carnegie-2017, 3287 nucleotides. RefSeq names its product origin recognition complex subunit 1-like. Gene Ontology annotation, cellular component: nuclear origin of replication recognition complex. NCBI's taxonomy places the organism in Eukaryota, Metazoa, Cnidaria, Anthozoa, Malacalcyonacea, Xeniidae. Gene Ontology annotation, molecular function: ATP binding; DNA replication origin binding; ATP hydrolysis activity. The record is from RefSeq and is a predicted model, not a curated record. The transcript has 15 exons. Bases 73 to 3039 code for a protein of 988 amino acids. Gene Ontology annotation, biological process: mitotic DNA replication checkpoint signaling; DNA replication initiation.